Messenger RNA from Sceloporus undulatus (fence lizard), 1868 nucleotides. RefSeq names its product SYS1 golgi trafficking protein (gene SYS1). Gene Ontology annotation, biological process: protein localization to Golgi apparatus; Golgi to plasma membrane protein transport; Golgi to endosome transport. NCBI's taxonomy places the organism in Eukaryota, Metazoa, Chordata, Lepidosauria, Squamata, Phrynosomatidae. The record is from RefSeq and is a predicted model, not a curated record. Gene Ontology annotation, cellular component: trans-Golgi network; Golgi membrane.
AUGGCUCCACAAUUCCGCAGUUACGUCUGGGAUCCUGCUCUUAUUCUCUCACAGAUUGUGCAGCAGGCCAUUUACUACAGCUCCCUGGCUUGGUUGGCUCUGGUGGACAGCUUGGUUCAAAACAGCCCUUCCUUGACCAGUUUUAGUUAUGAGGUUUUGGGAUUUUCCACCUCACCCGGGAGACUUGCCAUGAUGGCUUUUAUCCUGAAUGCGCUUACUUGUGCCAUAGGCUUGCUAUAUUUCAUUCGACGAGGGAAGCAGUGUUUGGAUUUCACUGUCACAGUUCACUUUUUCCACCUGCUGGGCUGCUGGAUUUACAACACACACUUUCCAACUGCUCUAACGUGGUGGCUAGUACAUACUGUAUGCACGGCACUCAUGGCUGUAAUUGGGGAGUACCUCUGUAUGCGAACAGAACUGAAGGAAAUUCCAUUAAAUUCAGCUCCUAAAUCCAAUGUAUAGACUGUCAGAGGUACCUCCCCUCAUCAUCAGCUUUAGCAUCUUGGUGCUAAGAUGUUGUACAUGAGAAUGCAGGUGAAGAAACCCAGUAGGUCAGUUUGGACCUCUUAAAAACACUUGUUCGGAAGGCUGAGGUUCUAAUACUUCCAUGUGCACAAGAGUAUUAUUUUGACAAGAUACCUCUUGCCACUCAUGUAGGCUCAUCCAUUUUGCUCAAGCAAAGUCAGUGAUGGACAACAAAAAUAUAAUGAUAGAAGCAGAAAAUGGACUAUUCUUGUGAAUCUGUAUGGUGAAUACCGGGCUGUGAUUAUGAGAGCUGAGCUUUUCUGUAGCAUGGACACCACCUGGAUAGCAGGCUCCAAGCAGUCCACAAGAAAAACCUGAGAUUGCUUUCCUCCUGUACAUGUGAUUGACUUCCAACCAUCUUUUGAGUUGAAAAUCAAGGAGAUAAAACAGUGUAGGUGGAUAUGAUGCUGUAUUUCUUACUUGGCUGCUAUGAUGCUGGAAGGUAGCUAAACACAAAAAGAAAGUGAUCAUAUUUACUGGAUUGGAAACGAAAUCUUGGAAAUAAAAACAGCAACUUUUUAUUGGCGCAUUAUAAUUUACAUUGUUACAGGGUUACAUUGUUUAUAUCUGCAGCAGUGAAGGAAAAGGUGUCAGGAAUGUAAUUCAGGGAACCAUGUUAUUGAAACUUUGAGCCUCCCAGCUCUGAGAAGAUAAAGAGCACAUAGGACAAGUCACCCUGCCAGACUUGUUGAUCAUAUCAGACGCAGAGGGCUAGCUGUCUCUAAAUUGCAGAUAGAUUUAUAGCUUCAAGUGAACCCCUUGUGUACUACAAUGAAUGUAUUGCCAUGAAGAUUCAGGCCUUUCCUCUGAUCAUCUGAUUCUAAUAUUUAUAACCAAGGACAUGCUUUUUCCAGUGCAGGAUGGUGUGGGACAUUUGAAACAACUUUAGGAUUACUAACUAAACUGAACCACAUUCAAGAGAAUGUCACUUGGCAUCCAGUUUCAAUUGUCUUCUAUUAAGAGAUAUCUAAGUAACUGCUUCCUUUUUCAAGGGAAGGUUAAUCUUUAAUGCCCAGGUGUAUCUGUCAUUUUUAACAAUGACCUUUAUUUUCGUGUCUACCACUGAACCUUUUUCUUUGUAUGUGAAUAUCUGUGAAUGUCAUUAGUUUGUGUAAAUUAUAUGAGUAAGUUGAUGCUUGGUUUGUAAUGAAUAGAGGAAAAUUUUGCAAAUAGCUUUAUAAACCAUCUCUCCAAAUGCUCCUGUUGGAUUCCAUUGAUGUCAUACAUGAACUACAGCUGAUGGACUUUUGCAGGUAGACGCUCUUUUCAAAGACAGCAUAUUUUGUUCAUUAUCCUCAGGAAUGGUAUUGGGAAGAAGGCAGGGUUUUCUUGCUCAAUUAUUA